UCUACGGCCAAUGGGACGGCGUUAUUGGACACCAGCUUGACUGAACAUUCAGUCGACAAUGAGAUUAAGAUGCACGUCGCACCUGUUGAGGUCCAAUACCGCCCCAAUUCGGUCAACAAUAACAAUCUUCCGGGAACGGGCAAUGCGAACAUCAACGGCCAGUCAGGGCGACACCACAAGAACCGUUCAAGAACGCAUCGGGCCAGUAGGCUCACGGUUUUGCGUGAGUAUUCAUACGACGUUCCCACCAGCGUGGAGGGCAGCGUGCAAAGCGUCCAGCACAAGCGCCACCAUCAUCACGAGAGCCUGCAGGCCCGUAACAGUCGACGGGCGGCGUAUUUGGCUUACCGGGAGCGCCAGCAGAGCCAACUUCAGCAGGACAGCAGCGACGCC
Molecule: messenger RNA, 393 nt
Organism: Sinocyclocheilus rhinocerous
Lineage: Eukaryota; Metazoa; Chordata; Actinopteri; Cypriniformes; Cyprinidae
Product: adhesion G protein-coupled receptor A3-like
Exons: 1
Source: RefSeq, a predicted model, not a curated record